Molecule: messenger RNA, 363 nt
Organism: Manacus vitellinus (golden-collared manakin)
Lineage: Eukaryota; Metazoa; Chordata; Aves; Passeriformes; Pipridae
Product: ubiquitin-conjugating enzyme E2 L5-like
Exons: 2
Source: RefSeq, a predicted model, not a curated record
CUACCCCAGCAGAACACCCCCCCGUACAACGUGGGUGCCUUCCGCUUCGAGCUGACCUUCUCCCCGCGGCACCCGCUGGAGCCACCCCGUGCCACCCUCCGCACCCCCAUCUACCAUCCCGGCGUGGACCCUGAGGGUCGCGUCUGCCAGCUCCUCACCACCCACGAGCACUGGGCACCCACCACCCGCGCCAUCCAAGUGCUGCAGGACCUGCUGCUGCUGCUGGACAGCCCCGACUCCCAGCGGGUGCUGCGGCCAGACCUGGCCCGGGAGCUGCAGGAGCACCCYGAGGAGUUCCGGCGCCGGGCACAGGAACACACCCGGCUCCACGCCGAGCUGCGCCCCGACCCCCCCGGCCCCUGA